GCACGGAGUUAUUUAUUUUAUUAGAAAUCCAGGGUUAGUCAAGAGAAUAUACUGUAGUGGUAUAGCUAGGUUGUCACACUCCAGUACAGUAGGUGGCGGUGUAUGCAAUUGUCAGUUGAUUGUGAUUUGCCAAUAAAACUUAAAGGUGAAGAAGGGCAACGCAACUACUGUAGUACAUUUUGUGUUGACCUGCCCACUUUCUAUAUCCUGGAAACUGUACUUAGACUAUGUUUUUUUUUUUUUCCGUAUGUUUGACAUAGGCUACAUUGUAGCCAAUAUGUUUCUGUCCGUAGAGUAGCCAGUUUAGAUUGUUGCAGCAUAUGUUUAUGCAGUGAAACCAUAUUCAACUAAAUCUAAAGACGUUGGAUGUUUUUUUAAUUGUUUGAUUUUACAUAAGGCGUCUGAAAAAAUGAAAGUGUGUUUCGUCUUGUGUGUGCUGAGCACGGUGGUAGUUAACGUUACUUGCUCGGGAGAAUAUAGUCGCUUCGACAAGUCAUUUAACUAUUCCCCGGGAAUGAUACAAGUCCUCCGGGAGACGCUCACGGAUUGGUCCCAGGAGGCGCACGGUUACCUUGUCCACCUUAUCGGGGCGCGGUCUGUUGAAACUGCACAGAAGUGUUUCUUUCAGUUGGUCAAGUAUCUGGCUGCGGUAGCGGCCAGUGGCGCAAAUGUGGUUAUGAAGUACCUCACCCAGUUCCUGAGGGCAGCAGGAGUUGAUGUUGAAAUGCCUGUUAACAGUAUCACCCCAGAUGCUGUGGUCUAUAUCGGUCAGUGGCUUCUGCUGGCUCUCAUUGGCUACUGGCUGCUGUCCCUGGCCUUCCGCUUGGUGGCAUCCACUCUGAGGCGGGUUCUGUGGCUACUGAAGCUGGGUGUGGUUGUAGGACUGUUUGGCUUGAUCCUAAGCGAUCACAGCGCUGGAACAGAGACUACGGCGCUGCGAUUGGCCGGCCUGGUGAGCGUCUGCGUCCUAUUGGGUAUAGGGCAUUCUGGCACCGGAGGCGACAAAACCGACCUGGAGGAUCAAGUGAGGGUGCUAGAGAGACAAGUGAGAGAAAUGGAGAGGAGGAGGAGGAGUAAGUGAGGGAUGGAUGGAUGGGAAUUGAAAGGCCUUGUUUUGAACAUAAUCUAGGAUCGUAAUCACGACAUUGUACAUAACGUUUUGGUAUUGUUUUGCAUAAUAAAGCAUUUGCAUUUUUCAUAAAGAUCCUAGUUAUUGUGUGUGAAACAGAAUUGACAGCUGAUUAGCUUGUUUUCAAGGAGACAGAGUAUGGUAUUUUCUGUUUAUUAAGGUGGAUAUGUGCAUUUCCUACUAAUUAUUCUGCUAUAAAUAUUUGUAGAAUAAAAACAAAGUAAACAUUCCAUAAGGUCUAAUGAUAUGGCGUUGGAAAUCAUAUUUUCAUGUCUACAGCGAUCAUCUUUCAUUCUCACUCCUCUCCAGUUAUGGUGGCAUACCACACAAACAAGUUCUCAAAUAAAACAAAAUGGAUACA
Messenger RNA from Salvelinus fontinalis (brook trout), 1490 nucleotides. RefSeq names its product transmembrane protein 109 (gene tmem109). The record is from RefSeq and is a predicted model, not a curated record. NCBI's taxonomy places the organism in Eukaryota, Metazoa, Chordata, Actinopteri, Salmoniformes, Salmonidae. The coding region runs from base 410 to 1081 and encodes 223 amino acids. The transcript is spliced from 3 exons. Gene Ontology annotation, biological process: cellular response to gamma radiation; intrinsic apoptotic signaling pathway in response to DNA damage by p53 class mediator.